UGCAGAGGCACGUCCAACAAAGCAAUUCCCGUAGCCGGCGAAGGUUUCGUCAACUUCCACAACACCAUGUUGGACAAGCAGGCUUAUCCGCCCUUGUUGGAGGAGGGGAGACCUCUUCCUCUUCGUCAACACCAACAGCACCGAGGGGCUAUCCGGCGCUGCGUGACUGGAGCGGCUUUACUCUGUCUCGGAUUCUACACUAUCUUCGUGACACUGCCGGUCUUCAACCACAUCAAUCGACCGUCUUCAGUAUCCCGCUACGAGGCAUUCGAGAAAUGUUCCAUUGAAAAUCUCCGAGAAACAGGAUACUAUUUCCUGGACACGGCAGCCCCGAUUUCGGUCGAGGAAUAUGAAGAGCGCCGCAACCGCCUGGCGCGGGCUCUGGUUGCCGAUGGGGCAGAUGCCUUCGUGGUGGAACCAGGAUAUACGUUCAAAUACUAUGCGAACGUGAGCCAGCCGGAAUGGGAGGUGUGGGAGCCCGAGGAGCGCCCUUUCCUGAUGGUGGUGCAACCACACCGCCACUCGUCUGGCCAGGUCACCGCGAAGACGACGUUCCUGUCGCCCUCAUUUGAAGCUGAACGAGCUCGACUGCUCAACAUGCCGUUUGUGGACCCGAUCGAGAUCAUCCCCUGGGAAGAACACUGGAGCCCGUACGACACGUUGAAGAACUCGGUGAUCUUCUCGGCUCUGGAUCGGACUCCUCGGAUCAUGGUAGACGAGGAGAUGCGUGACUUUAUCCAACGAGGACUGGGCCAGGUGGGAUUUGAGAUCGUUGGGCUGAUGGGAGAGGUCGAGAGAGUACGGCAGAUUAAGUCCGACGCUGAAGUGGGUAUUCUCCGCGCCGUGAAUACCGGGACCGUGGAAGCCGUUCGGCAGAUGCGCAAAUGCCUCUACCCCGGGUUGACGGAAAAUGAAAUCGCGACUGUGUUAGACAACACCCUCCGCUCAGCCGGCUUGGAGCCUUUCUUCGACAUUGUCUUGUUUGACGAGAACGCCGCGAACCCGCAUGGUGGCACCAAUGGCUCGAAGGUGCUUGAGCCGGAGACAUUUGUCCUGAUCGACGUCGGCGCCCAUCUUCUCGGUUAUUCGUCGGAUAUUUGUCGGACAUUUUUCCCUCCGUUCCUUGAUCAACCGACUGAUGGUGUGCCGGUCCCAGCGCAUCUGAAGGAGAAAUUGGAGGUGUGGGAUAUUGUCUUCGAGGCGCAGACGCGAUCCAUCGGCCAGUUUCAGGUCAACUCCAGUGCAGCCAGCGUCGACAUUGCCGCCCGACAGGUGAUCACCAAUGCUGGGUAUGGUACUGCCUUUACCCAUCGCGUUGGUCAUGGAAUCGGUAUCAAAGCCCAUGAAAGCCCGUACCUCAACAAAGGUAACCACGGGACGCCCCUUAAAGCGGGGAUGACGUUCACCUCGGAGCCCGGUGUAUAUCUGGUCGACCAGUUUGGCGUGCGCCACGAGGACAUCUUCCUCGUCCGGGAGGGCGCGGAGGCGGAGUUGUUAACGGGUCGACGGGCCAACGGGCCUUGGGAGCCUUGAGCUCCAUAUCGAAGGGGGCAGUCCACGCCAACAGUUUCAGGGGGUAGGAGCGGGUGAAAGUUGAGGAGAGUCGAAGAUGGGAGAUGGUGGUGGUUGUUUUGUUUGACAGGUUUGACAGGUUGGGGAACGGACGCGGGGAAUCCGGACUGGGAUUAGCUCUGGGGCCUCAGGCACUACACACAAGAUUUGACUUGGCGGUCGGCGUCGGAUCAUCCUCAACUGAGUUGCAACUGCUCGCUCCUUGAUUUUGGCUUCUUGAGUCUUGUAUAGCUCGUCUGCCUUAUGUAUCUGGGCUAGAUAGUUCAUUGACCCAGACCGAGACUCACAAACUGCAAGUACUUACUAGUACCAGGCCAAAAACAGGCUCUUGCUCGGG
Molecule: messenger RNA, 1909 nt
Organism: Aspergillus ibericus CBS 121593
Lineage: Eukaryota; Fungi; Ascomycota; Eurotiomycetes; Eurotiales; Aspergillaceae
Product: Creatinase/aminopeptidase
Exons: 8
Coding region: 67-1533 (488 amino acids)
Source: RefSeq, a predicted model, not a curated record